AUGCCUCCUAAGACUAGUGGUAAAACUGCUAAAAAAGCAGGAAAAGCUCAAAAGAAUAUUUCCAAGACCAAUAAGAAAAAGAAGCGUAAGAGGAAGGAAAGUUAUGCCAUUUACAUCUAUAAAGUAUUGAAACAAGUGCAUCCUAAUACUGGUAUUUCUAGUAAGGCUAUAAGUAUCAUGAACAGUUUUGUAAAUGAUAUUUUUGAAAGAAUUGCUGCUGAAGCUUCCCGUUUAGCUCAUUACAAUAAACAGUCAACAAUUACUAGCAGGGAAAUUCAAACCGCAGUACGUCUAUUACUUCCUGGAGAAUUAGCUAAACACGCCGUAAGUGAAGGUACCAAAGCUGUUACUAAAUAUACAAGUUCUAAGUAA
This is a messenger RNA of Diabrotica balteata, 372 nucleotides long. Lineage: Eukaryota; Metazoa; Arthropoda; Insecta; Coleoptera; Chrysomelidae. The record is from the annotation of a GenBank genome assembly.